Pyrus x bretschneideri (Chinese white pear) is the source of this 2231-nucleotide messenger RNA. RefSeq names its product probable sulfate transporter 3.5. Gene Ontology annotation, cellular component: membrane. The record is from RefSeq and is a predicted model, not a curated record. Gene Ontology annotation, biological process: transmembrane transport. The transcript is spliced from 12 exons. Lineage: Eukaryota; Viridiplantae; Streptophyta; Magnoliopsida; Rosales; Rosaceae. Bases 57 to 1973 code for a protein of 638 amino acids.
CCUAUUUUCUCCUCGUGCUCUUACGAUCUCUUAUCUGAACUGACUCGGCCUGUUUCAUGAAUUCCACGACGAAAACAAGCGGCUCAGUCAGCUUCGCAGCUCCGCGAAGCUUCGGCACCGCCUUAAAAUCCGACCUCAAGGAGACCUUUUUCCCCGACGACCCUUUCAAGGCAUUCGCAAAUGAGAAACCACUUGGGAAGGUCAGGAAGGGUUUCCAAUAUUUCGUUCCCAUCUUGGGAUGGCUUCCGAAAUACAGUCUGAAAACGUUUCAAUACGACGUCCUUGCCGCACUCACCAUCACCAGUCUCGCCAUUCCUCAAGGAAUUAGCUACGCCAAACUCUGCCAGAUUCCUCCCAUUAUCGGCCUCUAUUCAAGCUUUGUUCCUCCUCUUAUUUAUGCAAUUUUUGGAGACUCCAAGUACCUCGCUGUGGGAACAGUGGCAGCAUGCUCGUUGCUUAUUGCCGAAAUCAUUGGAGAAGUAGCUGAUCCAAAGGCAGACCCUACAUUGUACCUGCACUUAGUUUUUACGGCCACCUUUAUCACCGGCAUUAUUCAGACAGCUUUGGGUAUUCUAAGGCUGGGGAUUCUGGUGGAUUUCCUAUCACAUUCCACCAUCACUGGCUUCAUGGGAGGGACUGCAAUUAUAAUUUGCUUGCAACAGUUGAAGGGCUUUUUAGGGUUGAAGAAUUUCACGACCAAAACCGACGUUGUAAACGUUUUGAAAUCAGUAUUCCAGCAUAGAAACGAGUGGAGGUGGGAGAGUGUAGUUCUGGGUAUUACCUUCCUCCUUUUACUACAGUUUACCAGGUGGCUGAGAAACAGAAAACCAAAGCUAUUCUGGGUGUCGGCUAUGACUCCACUUGUCGUGGUGGUUGUUGGGUGCCUUAUUGCUUAUUUUGCCCAUGCAAAAGACCAUGGAAUACCAAUUGUGGGAGACUUGAAGAAAGGGAUCAAUCCUUCUUCCAUUCAAUAUUUGACCUUUGACAAAAAAUAUUUUCCGGCUGUUGUGAAGGCUGCGGCUAUUACUGGCCUUAUUGCUUUGGCUGAGGGAAUAGCAAUUGGAAGGAGCUUUGCCAUAAUGAGGAACGAACAAGUUGACGGGAAUAAGGAAAUGAUAGCUUUUGGCUUCAUGAACAUUAUUGGAUCUUUCACCUCAUGUUACUUGACUACUGGACCAUUUUCAAAGACUGCGGUGAAUUACAAUGCGGGAGCAAGAUCACAAAUGGCAAACGCAGUGAUGGCACUUUUUAUGAUGUUCGUUCUUCUGUUCUUGGCUCCUCUCUUUAGUUACACCCCUCUUGUUGCUUUAUCUGCAAUUAUUAUGUCCGCCAUGCUUGGACUCAUCAAAUACAAUGAAGUCUAUGAACUCUUCAAGGUUGACAAGUUUGACUUCGUCAUCUGCAUGGCUGCCCUUUUAGGUGUUGCCUUCAUUAGCAUGGACAUCGGUCUCGGUAUCUCAAUCGUACUUGGUCUUGUGAGAGCUCUCCUUUAUGUGGCUAGGCCUGGCACUUGUAAGCUUGGAAAAAUACCAGACUCGGUUAUUUACCGUGACAUAGAGCAGUAUCCAGAAGCUGCGAGGAAUUCAGGAGUCCUGGUACUACAAAUUGGCUCCCCAGUCUACUUUGCAAAUGGCAACUAUAUAAGGGAAAGGAUUUUGAGAUGGGUUUGGGAUGAGCAAGAACAAUUAGAUGCUAGCGGAGGCGAGCUUGAGCAUGUCUUGCUCGAAUUGUCAGGAGUUAUAACCAUCGAUAUGACUGGCAUUGAAACGUUGGCGGAAGUACACAAAACCUUAGCUGCAAGAGGGAUUAAGCUGGGAAUAAUAAACCCGAGGAUUAAGGUGAUGGAGAAAAUACAAACGUCACAUUUCGUAGACAAGAUCGGAAAAGAAAAUAUCUACUUAUCGAUCGAGGAUGCAAUCGUAAAUUGCAAGUUUUCGAUUCGCAAGUCCAGUGAAGCCGAAGGUUCAUCAUAAACCGCAAGCGAUGAUGCGCAUACAAUAAGUUUGAUGCUGUGUUCUGGGUUUCGAUUCUGCAGUUGCUGGUACCCCGAGAAAUUUACACUUGGUUGUUGUUGUUGUUAUUGGGGUUUGUUCUUGAGGGGGAAAAGUGGAAUUUUAUUUCUCUGAUGUGAAAUUAUUAUUUUUCUUACUUGAUAAGAAAUAAGUGUAGUAUUACUCUUUUCUUAUUGGCAAUACUAUGGAUCAUGGAUCAAAUAUUUGGAACUUUUACUU